Solea senegalensis (Senegalese sole) is the source of this 1018-nucleotide messenger RNA. RefSeq names its product nucleobindin-2-like. NCBI's taxonomy places the organism in Eukaryota, Metazoa, Chordata, Actinopteri, Pleuronectiformes, Soleidae. Gene Ontology annotation, molecular function: calcium ion binding. The transcript has 9 exons. The record is from RefSeq and is a predicted model, not a curated record. The annotation marks the transcript as partial. Gene Ontology annotation, cellular component: extracellular exosome; endoplasmic reticulum-Golgi intermediate compartment.
GUAGGCUGUGGCCACCAUCACAUCAGUGACUUGCCUUACACUGACGGUGCAUGACGGCUGUAAACAAACUCCGGAGAAACGGUUGAGCACAAUAUUAUCUGAAGGAGGUCAACAGGUCGACGUACAAAUGGUGUGGGGUAAAGCCUUGGCUCAGUGCGGGUUGGUUCUGCUGAGUCUGUGGCUGUGUAUCCAGUCAGUGCCUAUAACUAACCGGACCAAAGAAAAGCUCGACGAGGAAGAGGAGCCGUCGCAGAAUGCUGGUAUUAGACUUCACUACCAACGCUACCUGCAAGAAGUCUUGGAGUACCUCGAGGAAGACCCCCACUUCAGAGAAAAGCUCAAAACUGUCAACAUGGACGAACUCAUGGAAGGUAAAUUUUCCAAAGGGCUGGACUUUGUCCAUCACAGUGUGCGCACCAAACUGGAUGAGUUGAAGAGGGAGGAGAUGAACAGGCUGCGGAUGCUGGUGAGGGCCAAAAUUGCAGCUGAAACGGACAAAGGUGGGACAGUGGACCAUCGGGUCCUUCUGAAAUACUCUGAGUACCUCAACCACAUGAAUCCAGAAAAGUUUGAAGCGGAGGACCUGGAUCGCCUCUUACAAACGACAUUGAAAAACCUUGAGGACUUUGACAAAGAGCACCACGAGGAGUUCAAGAGAUAUGAGAUGAUGAAGGAGCACGAGAGGAGAGAACGCCUGAAGAACAUGAACGAGGAGGACCGCAAGAAGGCAGAGCAGGAUCAUGAGGAGAUGAAGAAGAAACGUGCAGAACAUCCCAAAGUUAAUCAUCCUGGCAGUGAAGACCAGCUGAAGGAGGUGUGGGAAAAUGAGGACGGUUUGGACCCACAAGACUUUAAUCCCAAGACUUUCUUCAAAUUACAUGACACUAAUGAAGACGGUUUUCUCGAUGGGAAUGAGAUUGAAGCUUUUUUCACGAAAGAGCUAGAGAAGGUGUACUCUACUAAAGAUCGAGAUGCUCCUAUGGCUGAGAUGGAGGAGGAGAGACUUCUAAUGAGAGAG